This is a messenger RNA of Momordica charantia (bitter melon), 4323 nucleotides long. Its product is annotated as RNA helicase family protein. Gene Ontology annotation, molecular function: ATP binding; helicase activity; RNA binding. Gene Ontology annotation, cellular component: intracellular anatomical structure. Lineage: Eukaryota; Viridiplantae; Streptophyta; Magnoliopsida; Cucurbitales; Cucurbitaceae. The record is from RefSeq and is a predicted model, not a curated record.
UCUCUUUUCCGGCCAUGUCUUCCUUGUUUCCGUAGCCGCACGCGAUUUACUCGGUUCCUUUCUUUUCGGGAAAAGAUCAGUCCGGCGGCAUCAGUCCCGCCGCCCCGCCGCUCAGCCGUGAGGUCCAGCCGCGCCGACGCUCUGUCGUGCAGUUCACGUAGCGACUCCGGCCGCCCCUCUCUGUGGCGAAGUUCGAUCGCCAGAUUCAAUCCUUGCUUACACGAGAACUUUUUGGUGUUUGCAAAGAGGGGAGCCUAGUGAACUGAAGUUUGAAAACUUUGCUGUCUAAUGAAGACGCAAGGGAGUGAUGGUGGAGUUAUUGACAUAGACAAGACAACACUAUUGUUGGAACCAGAGAACAAUAAUGAAGGGGGAUUGUCAGUUCCUGGAAAGGACAGACCGGUGUUUAGACCUCCUGAGAGAAGAUCUCAUCUAGGUCUCGAUGUACUUGCAAAUGCAAAACGGGGAGGAUCUAACGAGAAUGGAUUCAAGGUCCCAAGGCAAAGUAUUGCUUCUUUUGUUUCAUCAAUGGAGGAAGAGGAGACAUUUGAAUCCUCUGGAGUCACUGAAUCUGGACAAGAAGCUAAUAUCUCUCGAAAUCAUUCUGUUAAAAGUCGGCAUUAUCGGGAAGUAGCUUCCAAUGAUUCAAAUGAAGGGCGUACUGCGACUCAAGAAGGAAUAGCUGGAGAUUCAUUAAAGAAUCCUAAAUCAAGUGAAAUUUCGGAUUCCAGUGUUGUAACUAUGUCAUCCAAAAGCACACACGUGAACCGGUAUAGGAGCCCUAGACAAGACCAUGAUUAUCAUGAUAGAGAGAGACAAGAUUUUGACAAUGAUAUUAGAAGUAACAGGAGAGCGAGACAUGGGCAAAGUUAUGAUGGUGAUGAGCAUUAUUAUGGGAGAUCCCGGUAUCAAAGGGACCAUGACAGAGAUGAGAGAAAGAGAAGUAGAUAUGAAAGUUCACGAAGAACUCCUGGCAGAUCUGAUUGGGAUGAUGGUAGAUGGGAAUGGGAAGAUACACCACGUAGGGAUGGCCGCUCUAAUUCUAGCAGGCAUCAUCAACCUUCACGAUCCCCAAUGUAUGUUGGCGCCUCACCAGAUGCUCGAUUAGUUUCUCCAUGGUUGGGUGGCAACACUCCUAAUUCUGGUUCUUCUGCUUCACCUUGGGACCAGAUCUCUCCUUCACCUGUUCCAGUACGUGCCUCUGGAUCCUCAACUAAGUCAUCAAGUUCAAGUUAUCAUGCAAAGUCCCACCACCUUAAAUUUUCAUCACGAAGUUCUCAUCUGUCUGAGGAUUCUCAAAUGGACGAUUCUGAAUCAACUGGAACAAAGUAUGAGAUCAGUGAGAAUAUGCGCCUGGAGAUGGAGUACAACUCUGAUCGGGCUUGGUAUGAUAGAGAUGAAGGUAAUACAAUGUUCGAUGCUGAUAGCUCAUCAUUUUUCUUUGGAGAUGAUGCUAACAUCCAGAAGAAAGAAGCUGAGCUGGCCAAAAGAUUGGUUCGUCGAGAUGGGACUAAGAUGACCCUUGCUCAGAGCAAAAAAAUGUCUCAGCUCACUGCUGAUAAUGCACAGUGGGAAGACCGACAACUUUUGAGAUCAGGAGCUGUUAGGGGUACCGAGGUGCAGACUGACUUUGACGAUGAGGAAGAGCGCAAAGUCAUUCUUCUGGUCCAUGAUACAAAACCCCCUUUCCUUGAUGGAAGAGUUGUUUUCACUAAACAAGCAGAACCAAUAAUGCCAAUAAAAGACCCUACAUCAGAUAUGGCUAUAAUAUCGCGCAAAGGAUCUACACUGGUGAGGGAAAUCCAUGAGAAACAAAACCAGAACAAGUCACGACAACGAUUUUGGGAGCUUGCAGGCUCUAAACUUGGUGAUAUCCUCGGUGUUGAGAAAACGGCAGAGCAGAUAGAUGCAGAUACUGCAGAAGUAGGUGAUGAAGGUGAGGUUGAUUUCAAGGAAGAUGCGAAGUUUGCACAACAUAUGAAGAAGGGGGAAGCAGUGAGUGAAUUUGCCAAGUCUAAAACCUUAGCACAACAAAGGCAGUAUCUUCCUAUAUAUUCAGUUAGAGAUGAGUUGCUGCAGGUUAUCCGUGAAAAUCAGGUGGUUGUGGUCGUUGGAGAAACUGGUUCGGGAAAGACCACUCAACUGACUCAGUAUCUAUUUGAAGAUGGUUAUACUACAAAUGGUGUAGUGGGUUGCACCCAACCAAGGCGUGUUGCAGCAAUGAGCGUUGCAAAAAGAGUGAGCGAAGAGAUGGAGUGCGAUUUGGGUGAUAAAGUAGGUUAUGCCAUUCGAUUUGAGGACGUAACUGGGCCAUCAACUAUUAUUAAGUAUAUGACUGAUGGAGUACUUCUGCGUGAAACUCUCAAAGAUUCUGAUCUCGAUAAAUAUCGUGUAAUUGUGAUGGAUGAAGCACAUGAGAGGUCACUUAGCACGGACGUCCUUUUCGGGAUCUUGAAAAAGGUGGUUGCCCAACGUCGUGAUUUCAAGCUUAUUGUGACGUCUGCUACUCUUAAUGCACAAAAGUUUUCAAACUUUUUUGGAAGUGUUCCUAUUUUUCACAUCCCUGGGAGAACAUUUCCUGUGAACAUUUUGUACAGCAAAACUCCAUGUGAAGAUUAUGUUGAAGCAGCAGUGAAGCAGGCUAUGACCAUCCAUAUCACAAGCCCUCCCGGAGACAUUCUCAUCUUCAUGACUGGCCAAGACGAGAUUGAGGCAGCCUGUUUUGCCCUUGCGGAGCGCAUUGAACAGCUUAUUUCAACCACAAAAAAGGGGGUGCCCAAACUCUUGAUACUGCCCAUAUAUUCACAGCUUCCUGCCGACUUGCAAGCAAAGAUCUUUCAGAAAGCCGAAGACGGCGCUCGUAAAUGCAUUGUCGCCACCAACAUUGCCGAGACUUCCUUAACCGUGGAUGGAAUAUUUUAUGUCAUUGACACUGGUUAUGGUAAAAUGAAAGUGUACAAUCCUAGGAUGGGUAUGGAUGCACUGCAAGUGUUUCCGGUUAGUCGUGCUGCUGCAGAUCAGCGUGCUGGACGUGCUGGUAGAACUGGACCUGGUAGUUGCUACCGUUUGUACACGGAAAGUGCAUACUUAAACGAAAUGCUGCCGAGUCCCGUGCCAGAGAUCCAAAGAACUAACUUGGGGAAUGUAGUUUUACUGCUUAAAUCCCUUAAAGUUGAAAACUUACUGGAUUUUGAUUUUAUGGAUCCACCACCACAGGAUAACAUCCUUAACUCUAUGUACCAGUUGUGGGUAUUAGGGGCUCUUAACAAUGUUGGAAGUUUGACUGAACUUGGGUGGAAGAUGGUCGAGUUCCCAUUGGAUCCCCCUCUUGCCAAAAUGCUUUUGAUGGGCGAACAGCUCGGAUGCAUCGACGAGGUGCUGACUAUUGUCUCGAUGCUUUCAGUACCAUCGGUAUUCUUCCGACCCAAAGAUCGUGUCGAGGAGAGCGAUGCUGCUAGGGAAAGGUUUUUCAUUCCUGAAUCCGACCACUUAACGCUGUAUAACGUUUACCAACAAUGGAAGCAACACCAAUACCGAGGGGACUGGUGCAACGACCAUUUCUUACACGUGAAAGGGCUGCGAAAGGCUCGGGAGGUGCGGUCGCAGUUGUUAGAUAUUUUGAAAACACUGAAGAUACCGCUGACAUCCUGUUGGCCCGAUACGGAUCUUGUGAGAAAAGCUAUUUGCUCUGCUUAUUUUCACAAUGCAGCUCGAUUAAAGGGUGUGGGAGAGUAUGUAAAUUGCAGGAAUGGGAUGCCAUGCCAUCUUCAUCCAAGCAGUGCUCUCUACGGCAUGGGAUGUACUCCUGACUACGUCGUUUAUCACGAAUUGAUUUUGACAACAAAGGAGUAUAUGCAGUGUGCGACCGCAGUCGAGCCCCAAUGGUUGGCCGAACUUGGACCGAUGUUCUUCUCCGUCAAGGAGUCGGAUACAUCACUCUUGGAGCAUAAGAAAAGACAAAAGGAAGAGAAAACAGCCAUGGAGGAAGAGAUGGAGUCUUUGAGAAAGAUUCAAGUCGAGUCCGAGAGAGAAAGCAAGGAGCGUGAAAAGGAGAAGCGACGAAAGCAGCAGCAACAAGUUUCUACGCCGGGUUUACGACAAGGUUCCGGAACUUAUCUAAGACCAAAGAAGCUGGGUUUGUGAGGACAAAAUUUGUUGUACUGUAUCAAAUAUCAAAUAGUUGGUUCAUAUCAAAUUUAGUUAAUAUUUAAAACAAAAAUGUAUAUUUUGUACUGAUUUUGACACGUAGUUCAGAGUUUAAAGAGUUCCAGAGAACAUAAUAUGCGCAUCCAAUAUAAUGCCAAAAUUCUCCUUUCGUUUGCA